Molecule: messenger RNA, 1255 nt
Organism: Ziziphus jujuba (common jujube)
Lineage: Eukaryota; Viridiplantae; Streptophyta; Magnoliopsida; Rosales; Rhamnaceae
Exons: 4
Coding region: 160-1014 (284 amino acids)
Cellular component (GO): chloroplast thylakoid membrane
Source: RefSeq, a predicted model, not a curated record
CCGUCUCAAAUCCACCAGAAUCUUACAUCCAAAAAAAAAGAAAAAAAAAAAUGAAUGAAUGAUAAUAUUUUCUUCUGAUUGACAACAGAGAAAACCCAAGAAAACAGAGUGAUAUUCCAAAGCCCAACUCUGCUAUUCCUAAGAAGAUAAUACAUUCAAAUGUUGCAGUCCCAAAACAUCCUCACCUCUAGCUUUCCCUUCUCUUCCUCUAAUCCCCACAACCACUUUCUCUUACCCACUGUUUCGUCUUCUCUCAGUUUUCUCCACAGACCCAAUACUUUCUGCUCUUUUCCACUCCAACCUCGACACAGAACCCUGCCAUGGCUAGCCCAAGUCGCCGAACCAACCACCUCUACGGAGACUAAUGCGCAGGAAGAAGGUCCCAUCGAACUCUUUCAAUCUGAUUCUCCUAUUUUUGCCACCAAUGACGAACCUUCUUCUAUCCAAGUGGCCACCAGCGUUCUUCUCACCGGAGCCAUAUCUGUUUUUCUCUUUCGCUCUCUCCGCCGCCGUGCAAAGCGUGCCAAAGAAUUGAAAUUUAGGUCUUCGGGAGUAAAGAAGUCACUGAAAGAGGAGGCACUGGAUAGUUUAAAAGCAAUGGGGUCAGCGUCAAUUGAAGCUAAAAAACCACCUUCACCUGUUCAGGCAUUGCUGGGAGGAAUAUCUGCCGGUGUUAUUGCUCUUAUUCUUUAUAAGUUCACUAUUACUAUUGAGGCUGCUCUCAAUCGUCAAACAAUUUCAGAUAAUUUUUCUGUUCGUCAGAUUACAAUAACCAUAAGGACCAUUGUGAAUGGUUUGUGCUACCUUGCAACAUUUGUUUUUGGCAUAAACUCUGUUGGUUUAUUCCUUUACUCUGGUCAGCUCGCAAUUAAUUCCUUCAUGGAAGGAUCUUCAGAGAAAGAAACUGAGAUUAAGGGUAAAGAGCAGUUUGGCUCUCUGGAUUCAACAAGUGGGAGUCCUGAAGUUAGCAGUGACAGCAGCAAAGAGGAUCAAAAUUCAGAUGAGGCGCAAUAAUGGAAGUGAAAAACUAAUGUUGAAUCAGAGGAAUAGGUAAUUUUAUAAGUAGGAAAUUUAUCUUUUGGUUUUGAGCUGUGCCUAUUUUAUGUAUUUUUCAAAAUAAUAUUUUUAAAUUUAUUUAACUUAACUUUCACCUAGCAUGAGAAAAUUUUCUCAAUUUUUUCAUUGAGGAUAGUAUAUUUUCAUUAAAGUUGUCAAUUUAUUUAUUUAUUAUUUAAUAUUAGCCAUUGUUAUGUUA